AUGAUCGUUAAAGUAAAAACACUUACAGGUAAAGAAGUCGAUAUUGACGUUCAACCCGAUAUGACAAUCAACAAAGUGAAAGAAAGAGUAGAAGAGAAAGCUGGUAUCCCACCUGUUCAACAGCGUUUGAUUUUCGGUGGUAAAGCUAUGGCCGAUGAUAAAGCUAUUCAAGAUUAUAAGAUCAACGCAGGAGCUGUCAUUCAUCUAGUUCUCGCUUUAAGAGGUGGUAGUGAUCAAUUAUGA
Messenger RNA from Kwoniella shivajii, 243 nucleotides. RefSeq lists its product as uncharacterized. Gene Ontology annotation, cellular component: nucleus; cytoplasm. The transcript has 5 exons. Gene Ontology annotation, molecular function: protein tag activity; ubiquitin protein ligase binding. Gene Ontology annotation, biological process: protein neddylation; modification-dependent protein catabolic process; regulation of proteolysis. Bases 1 to 243 code for a protein of 80 amino acids. Lineage: Eukaryota; Fungi; Basidiomycota; Tremellomycetes; Tremellales; Cryptococcaceae. The record is from RefSeq and is a predicted model, not a curated record.